Molecule: messenger RNA, 168 nt
Organism: Aureococcus anophagefferens
Lineage: Eukaryota; Pelagophyceae; Pelagomonadales; Pelagomonadaceae
Exons: 1
Coding region: 1-168 (55 amino acids)
Source: RefSeq, a predicted model, not a curated record
AUGCACGUCCAGAGUCUGCCCAUCCGCGCGUACCUCGACACGACCGUCGUGCCGAUCCUGCUCGACGGCAUGUCCGCGCUCGUCAAGGAGAGACCACCGAACCCGGUAGAGUGGCUCGCCACCUACCUCAUCAAGAACAACCCCCAGGGCUCCACGGCCAACAGCUAA